Saccostrea cuccullata (small rock oyster) is the source of this 3167-nucleotide messenger RNA. RefSeq names its product piggyBac transposable element-derived protein 4-like. Lineage: Eukaryota; Metazoa; Mollusca; Bivalvia; Ostreida; Ostreidae. Bases 248 to 1831 code for a protein of 527 amino acids. The transcript is spliced from 6 exons. The record is from RefSeq and is a predicted model, not a curated record.
AAUACAUAACCACAUAUCCACAUUUACAACAAAGUAGAUGGUUUUGUUGUUUUGAUAAAAAAAAAAAAAAACAUGCGAAAAUAUGAAAAUCUGUCGGGAUCGUUCUGCGUAUAUUUCGCAACAUUCGUAACACGUGUAAACAAUAUGGCUUCUUGCGACAUUUCUUCAUCCCCAGAAUCGUCAGAUAUAGAUACAGACGAAGAAUUUGGCGACGAUUCAUCCGAGUCUGGAUCAGAUUUUGAUCAGGAUGAUUCAGACAGCGACCAUUCCUUUGGAAGUGAGACAGACAGCGAUGAUAACCAGGACACAGAUUCCACAUUAUUUGACCUUGACAGCCAGGCAAGCGACAUUAGAGAUUCUGACUUCUGGACUGAUGUUAUGGAAGACUUUGAUGUUCCAGACUUCGUCGAUACUUCAUGUCCCACUCAUCAGCUCUCUUCGGAUGCAAAUCCUCUGUUAUAUAUAUUUCCUGCUCUUGUUUCCCUUGAGUCUGGUACAGGUACUUGUGGACAACACCAAUUCGUAUGCUGCUCAGAGUGGAGCUCAGGGUUGGACCGAUACCACCAUCGACGAGAUGAAGGCAUUCCUCGGAUUACAAAUUCUGAUGGGGAUUAUUCAGCUUCCCAGAUACACUAUGUAUUGGUCAUCUGAUAAGUUUAUCGGUAACAUUGGUUUUCAAGAAACGCUGAGUUUGAAAAGAUUUGAAAAGCUCACUCGGUAUUUCCAUCUAAGUGAUAAUACUACUCAGGGAGCCAGAGGAACACCUGAAUUUGACAGAUUACACAAAAUAAGACCUGUACUUGAUGAGACAAGAAGGACAUUCCGGAGUCAGAUGAAUCCACCUAAGCAGCAGGCUAUUGAUGAGGGCAUGGUUAAGUACAAAGGGAGAUUUUUUGCAAGACAAUACAUGCCAAAUAAACCGGUCAAGAGAGGGUUUAAGAUAUUCAUGAGAUGUGAUGAGGAUGGUUACUGCUACGAUUAUUGGCCAUAUAUGGGAAAACAUGACUUUUUUCAUGGAAAGUCACUAGGAGAAAGAGUCGUCAAACACUUGUGUAGACCAUUGAAAUACAAAGGCCAUCAUGUGUUCUUUGACAGGUUCUUUACAUCCAUUUCCUUGGUGCGAACCUUGCUUCAGAAUGGGAUUUUUAGUUGUGGGACAAUAAAGAGCGACUCAGAAGGGUUUCCGCCAGAGUUAAGAAAUCCGGAUUUAAGGAGAGGGGAGACAUUACAGAUGCAGCACGACCAAUUGCUUGCCACUGCUUGGAAAGAUAAGAAAACGGUACAUAUUUUGAGCACUAAUUGCAGUCCGUUUGGAGACGGUCCAGUUGUCCGUCGAACUCGGGGUGGAAAUUUUGUUGAGGUUAUGUGUCCUCCACCAGUUUCUUCCUAUCAACGUUAUAUGAGUGGAGUCGAUAGAUGCAUGCAACACCGCGCAAAGAAUCCUGUUGGCAGACCAUCCAAGAAAUACUGGAAGUUUUUCUUCAACUUUAUUAUGGAAGUUUGCCUUAUAAAUGCAUUUGAGAUUUUUUCCAGAACACCUGGUAAGGAUCUUCCUGCCAAAACAAGGUUUGACCUGCUGGAUUUCAGGAUGGAGGUGGCUCAGCAACUUAUUGGAGGCUUCAGAGGAAGAAAGCGGGGCCAUCAUUUACAGGGUAUUCUUGACUCCCCUCAUGUUUUCUGCCAUCUGGAUCGCCUAAAGUCAACAUGCAAAUGGUGUACCAAACACGGAGAAAAGAAAAGAAAGGAGACAGUUUAUGGUUGUAAAGGGUGUAACAAACACUUGUGUAGUGAACGAUGUUUCAGGGAAUUUCAUUCUGAUGUUAAUCUCUAAGAUCAGUUUGUUACAUAAGUCACAUAAUCAUGCUUGGAAAAUUUGUAUGAGAUGUCACUUGCAGGAAUACAUAAAACAUAGGAUUACUGUACAUUACAAUGACUCAAAGAUCAAGGUUAAUAUUCCUUAAUUUUACGCAUUAUAUUUCAAAAUUUGAAUACCAUGUAUAGAGGCAUAUCCAAUCUCCUAAAUGUUAUUUUGGAAGCUAAGGUUUUUUUUUGGAAAUCUCCCUAAGUUUGUAAGUUAAGAAUGAUGUUGUCUACUCAAAGAUGUAAUUUUUUUUUCAAUUGUGCAACAUUGUGCUAUGUCAUAGAUCAAAGUUCAACUUCAUUCAAAUUUUGAAAAGUCUAUGAAUUAUAAAAGUUCAAAGUCUUUGAUUUUUUUCUGUUCUUUUUUUGUCCAGAGCCAUAGAUAACAUCUAAGUUUCUGCUUGUGUAAUUUUAUCUUCAUAUUUACUUGAAAGUAUUUACCACUUGUAAACAAUUAUGAUCAUUCCUACCAGGGUAAAAAAGUGUGAUAAAAAAACAAGAAUUGUUGGAGAAACAAAUACAUGUAUAAUUUAUACCUGCACGACAAUAUUGGAAAAAAGCUUUAGAAUUUGUUAUUGUGAAGAAAAUUAAUAGUUGUUUACUGGUCAGGGGGCAAACAUUCUAUCAAACCAAAAAUCACCAGAAGUAAUUUACUCUUCAGAGGAUAACAGUGAACAAAAACUGUUGUAUGAAAAGCAACAAUGUAAUUAAAAUCAGACUUCUUAGAUCUGCACCGUAUAUACUAUGUUGAGCGAAGGGUUUUCAAAAUCUUGAAUGGUUAAUAUCUUUAUAUAUUUUGAAUAGUUUGACCUUUGACCUUUUGACCUCCAUCUCAAAAGGGGUCAUCAUGUACUUACUAAGGGGUACCAGUCAUGAGUGUACAUGUACUAAGUUUCUUGUCUGUCAAGCAAAGGAUUUUUCAGACAUGGAAUGAUUAAUAAUUGGUCUAUGAUUGCGAGAGAUAGCUGUUAAGCAACGUUAUUCUUCCUUUUCCCUACUGGAGCAUAAAAUGUUGAAAUCCUGUAUUUACUCUCUAAAGUGCUUAAAAUUUGACUAAAACUUAUGGUAAACAAUAUGCUGCUAUGUCUCAGCAUCAAAAUUUACUUACUUUAAAUACUUUAAUGAACUAAAAAAGUUAAUAUAUAACUAACUGAAGGUUAAAUAGAGAUUUCUCAGUAAUUUGGGCAUAUUUCGUUGUCAUGGCAACAGAAAGAAUGUUUUCAUUAUCAUUUUCAGAAACCUCACAAUACCUACUUUCAGAAUAUAUAUACAUUGGUAUUUACAAAAAUUACAAGAAAUACCCGAAA